Molecule: messenger RNA, 1927 nt
Organism: Monomorium pharaonis (pharaoh ant)
Lineage: Eukaryota; Metazoa; Arthropoda; Insecta; Hymenoptera; Formicidae
Gene: betaggt-I
Product: geranylgeranyl transferase type-1 subunit beta
Exons: 3
Coding region: 561-1586 (341 amino acids)
Biological process (GO): protein geranylgeranylation
Cellular component (GO): CAAX-protein geranylgeranyltransferase complex
Molecular function (GO): CAAX-protein geranylgeranyltransferase activity
Source: RefSeq, a predicted model, not a curated record
UAGAACAAAGUAUGCAUUUUAUGCGCGUCGAGGCGCCAGUGGAAUGACUUUUCAGAUUCACGGGUGGGUUGGCCGAUUGGCUCUCAGACUUUUCUUUGAUUCAGCUGAAGUUCAUUAACGUUCACGUCGGGGACGUAGCGAACGUAACUAAACGUCCAGUCACGGGUGGUCAACUGGUCACGAAGACGAAGAUGACACGACGUUUAUAACAAUUUUUCGUAUCGUUUGUAAUUUAAUUAAUUUGACUCCGGCGUAAGAAGGAAGUGAGAAAUGCGUCGCCCGGUCGUGAAAAUUCACGAUGCGUCGGCGCGUCUUCGCGUGUUUUGAUAAGAGUCGAUUGACGAGAAUUACACGGGUAUGCCACGUUGUCGCGUUAUUUUCACGGCGACAACGACAGGUGUUAAAGCGCGAUACCGCGGCUUUGGUCGGCGUAUGAGGUCGGCGAUUGAGGAUCGUGGCGGAAGGAGAAGAAGAGCGACGACCCUCUUCUCUUGAGUCGCGUGCAUGUCGCGCCAGAUUUGGAGCAACGUUUCUUGAUCGCCGCACCGAGAUCUCUCAUCAUGACGCCGCGACUGACGCGGGAGAAGCACGUCAAGUAUUUUCAACGGUUGCUGCAGGUGAUGCCGAGCAGCUUGGCGGACUUCGACUCCACCAGGCCGAUGAUCGCGUACUUCGCGUUCUCCGGCCUGGACCUGCUCAACUCGCUGGACGAGAUCGGCGAGCGGUCCAAGUCCGAGGCGAUCGACUGGCUCUAUCGGCUCCAAGUCGAGGGCGCCGGCCCGCGCUCCGGCUUCCAGGCGUCGACAACGAUACCGAACGACAUACCCGGUUACCAGUGUGGCCAUUUGGCAAUGACCUACACCAGCCUGGUGACCCUCCUGAUCCUUGGCGACGACCUCGGCCGAGUGGAUAGACAGUCGAUUGUCGAGGGGGUCCGCGCCUGCCAGAAUCCGGACGGCUCCUUCACGGCGAUGGUCACGGGAUGCGAAAGCGACAUGAGAUUCCUAUAUUGCGCCUCCUGCGUGUCCGCGAUUCUGGACGACUGGUCGGGCGUAAAUAUCCCAAGUGCUGUCGACUAUAUUUUACGAAGCAUUUCAUACGACGGCGGUAUCGGGCAAGGACCAGGCCUUGAGUCUCAUGGUGGCUCUACGUUCUGUGCCGUGGCAAGUCUGUUCCUGAUGAGAGAGCAUGUUAAUGUAUUGGAUGUGUUGACAUGGGAUCGCCUGGCUCGGUUGAAGCGCUGGUGCCUUAUGAGACAGGAUGGUGGAUUUAAUGGCAGGCCUGGAAAACCGUCCGACACAUGUUACAGUUUCUGGGUCGGUGCUACGCUUGAGCUGUUGGAAUAUCUCCAUUUCUCAGACGCUGAACAAAAUAAGACGUUUAUUCUCAAUACGCAAGACACGCUCGUCGGUGGAUUGGCGAAGUUUGAUAACACCCGGCCUGAUCCCUUACACACAUAUUUAGGUCUGUGUGGCUUAAGUCUCUUGAGACAACCUGGUUUGUGUUCGAUAAACCCCGAACUUAAUAUUUCUCAACGAGCUUACGAGCAUCUACAACGGAUUCAUAAAAAGUGGCGGAAUGAAUAAUUUCGGCAUAAACAUUUGUAUAAACAUGGGACUAGUGAUCAUAUCAGAAACGCACAGUACUUAUAAUUUAGACACUUUUUAUAUUUGAUCGUAACUACGCAUUUCCUCGCGCAUUCUCUGCGCUAAAGUCCGCAUUCUAAAGAUGUCAAUUACUGCUACAAUAAUCAUGAUAUAGACAGUAUUUUGUUUUAUAUUAUUUGGAGCUGCUUGUUGAAAAGGCUUGUUAUAAAUAUGUAUAUUAUAAAAAUGUGUAAAGUAUAUGUAUUAAAGUAUAGAUAUCAUAUAGAUAACAUUGAUAGGAAAAGAAUAUUAAUAAAAACAAUUUAGCUUACUCUUUGCAA